AUGUCUCAUUUAAAUAUAAGAGCCUAUCAAUCAUCUGAGCCAAUGAAUCGCCAAUACUAUACUCUGCCAAAACUCAGAAGUGAUACCCGAAGAAAAGGAUCGGUCACUGAUAUGGAGGAGACGUCCGAAACUGAUUCAAUCGGACAAAUGUCUAUAAAUACAACCAACAGUUUAAAUGAUAAUCAUUUGUAUGGAAAGGAAAACUUUUUUAUGCGAUUAAUGAAACACUUGACUCCACCCGUUAACGGGUCCAAUACAUUGCAUCAAAAUUGGUCUCAAAAUUCAUACUAUUCUGAACCAAUUGGAUCAUCCCUUCAACGACAAGAAUCAUUUACAUCUUCAGCUUCGAGCGGAUCUUUUAAUAGAAACCAAUUCGGUGCUCAUUCGGGAAAAACUGGUUACGAAAUGCCGGCCGUUUGUGGCAUCAAAAAUCACGGCAACACGUGUUUCAUGACAGCUAUCAUACAAUGUCUUUGUAAUACAGAUCUAUUGGCCGAGUAUUUUGUGAUGAAUCACUAUAAGAUUGAUCUGUUAAGACAUAACAAACUUCACGCCAAAAAGUAUGGCACUAAAGGAGAACUAACAGAACAGUUGGCACUAUUACUCAAAUCUUUGUGGUCUUGUAUGUACUCGAGUGAGAUCUCCAGUAAAUUCAAGACACUUAUGGCUAAAUAUAGCGCUCAAUAUGAAGGCAGUGAACAACACGACGCACAGGAGUUCCUUCUUUGGCUUCUCGACAAGUGUCACGAAGACCUUAAUAUUGCUGAAGGACUUAAGGAAUACAAGAAAAUUCCCGCCGUAUCUCAUAACAUGUCCGACGAACAGUUGGCUGCGGAAACGUUAGCCAAUCACAUGCGAUGCAACAGUAGUUUUAUUCACGACUUAUUUCAGGCGCAAUUGAGAUCAUCUCUUGUAUGCCGAUCCUGUGGCAAACAAAGCAAUACAUUUGAUCCAUACCUAUGUCUAUCACUACCCGUUCCCGUUAGACUGACGCACACUCUUAUUAUUAAUUCAGUAUUUUUUGAUAGAAAGCCACGAGAAAUAAAAAUUGGUGUUACUAUUGAAUCAUUGGCCACUAUUAGAGAAUUAAGAGAUAAAAUUAGUCACUUAUUAAAAAUACCUGAAAAACAAUUAAUUCUUCUAUUAAUUGGACAAGAAUUUGGUCUCAAAGAAUUAGCAAAAGAUACUGAUAUUGUUCAGGAAGUUCUCGAAGAUAUGAAUGAAAUUUAUGCUUUGGAAACACCAAAAGUCGACCAAAACUAUACUAACCAUAACUCGAUCUCAAGCAAUGGUAGCGGACAAAAGUUAACAUUGAUUUGGUCCAAUCGGGUCGGUAUCGGAAAUCAGGGAAAAAUAUUUGGACCAUUGUUUUCUUGUCUGAUAUCUCGAGAAGCAUCCUAUAAACAAAUCCAAUUAGACAUAAUUAGUGCCAUGAGAUCUAUGCUUAAACAUGAUUUUGAUAUUAAUUCAAUCAGUAAUAGUAUUAAUUUACGACUUCGAGUUAUUGGUGGUAUACCUGGUAAAGCAUAUUUGCCUGAAGAUGUUGAUCAUCCGCUAUAUAUGUCAACAGUUGAUAAGGCACUGUAUGAAUGUGAGAAUAAGGACUAUAGAGGACCCACUCAUUUAAAAUUAAUGGUUGAAUGGGAUUUCGAUUUGAGACAGACAUUGCUUAUUACUGAUGACCAGAUGAACGACUCAAUAGUAGACCAUUCAAUUGAAUUGGCUAAAGCCAGGUCUCAAAAGACUAAUAGGGCUUCACUUAGUGAUUGCUUUGAUAUGCAUUUUAAAGAAGAACAGUUGUGCGCCGAUAAUGCCUGGACUUGUCCGUCAUGUAAGCGGCGGCAACAGUGUACUAAAAAGUUGAAUUUGUGGUCCGUCCCCGAUAUCUUUAUUAUUCAUUUAAAACGUUUCCGUCAAUCAUCUCAAUCACAACGAAAUAAAGUGACCACUCAUGUAGUGUUUCCUCAAAAUGGUUUGGAUAUGAGUUUAUAUCUGGAACCGCGACAACAAACAAAUGGUUGCGCGAACUCUGAUUUACCAACUCUUUGGUCACCGUGGAAGAGGUCUCGACUGAAAAGUGAUGACACAACUUAUGAUUUGUACGCCGUCUGCAAUCAUAAGGGAAAUAUGCAGAGCGGACACUAUACGUCCUAUUGUCGAAACCCAAUUGACAACUGUUGGUAUCAUUUUGAUGAUGCAAAAGUGGUGCCAAUUAGUGAGUCGUCGAUCAUAACAUCUGACGCUUAUAUACUGUUUUACCAGAAGAGUAACCUCUCGUCAUCGUUGUCGUCGUGCGCCUCGUCUUCGACCUCAGGCUAUAGCAGUUCAACCAGUUUUCAGAUUAGCGAUCAAAAUAAAGAUGUGAUUAGUAAAUGUGAUUCUAUCACUCCUAUACCUGAAGAUAUUCGACUCAUGGAUAUGAUAAACACAUCAUCAUUACAUGACUGCGACAAACUAUGUUCAGCCGCUGAUGUUUUGUUGUUGAAGUCGCACGAAAAGGAAAGGGAGGGCGACCUUAAAACUGCUGCUGUACUGACUGAUUCAGCAGCACUGAAAGCACGCUCAGCAAUGGAGGCGCCCUAUAGUAACCAUCAAACUCUAAUCACUGCCAAAAUGAAACAUUCAAUUUGUGUUAUGAGAUCCGCUACUCUUCACAAAAGAAUUAAUGAAAUUGAAACCGAAGAAAGACGACGAGUUAAGGAACAAUUAGUUGUUAUGGGUAGUCAUAGUCGACAGGGGAGUCGAGACAGUACACACAGCAAACAUAGUCGACAGGGAAGUCGAGAUAAUAAAGACACCAAAAAUAAAGAGUUGACAACAAAUCAUACUUUAGUUGACACUAACAAUCAUUCGAGAAUUUGUGAUAAUUCAAUGUCUGCCGGAAAGACAUUGGAAUUGUAUGCAACUCUUCCCAAAAAGGGAUCUAAAAAGAAACUCUUUUCCAAAGUAUUGCAAAUGAAUAAUGAAAAUCUAUUGAAACACUCAUCGCGUGAAUCAGAUUAUAGUGACUAUUAUAGUGAGUGGGAGGGAACAAGAAAAGCACAGUCGGUCCACAAAAGUAUUUCUGGAUCUGUGAGCUGUAGAGAAAAUGAUACUGAGAUUUACGGUGAAGUUGAUGUGCCUGCCGUUCCCAAGAAACAGCAUAGAGUUAAGAGAAAGUUAUUAAUGGGUGGGUUCAUGAAACGCAAAAAUAGAUCUCUUCCAGACCUUAGAGAGGACAUCAUCAAAAAUGGUACCAAUAAUUAUGCCAAUGAUGCCAUUAAUGAUACAUCAUCUGAGUGUAAAACAAUAGCACAAAUCAGCACAAAAGGUUUCCAUCAGUCACAUCGGCCAGAAAGAGGGCUUUAUCAGAGACCAGCACUUCUUAAAGUGAGUCCACCUUUCAUUGAAAAAACAUACGAUACAAUUGAUAGCAUUUAUAAUACAAGUGUGAUAUCUAAUGUGAGAAAUCAAGAAAUUAUACAAAAUAAUAAUCAAUUUUAUAAAAGUAAUCAAUUACCCCGUCCUCCCACUCCACCUAAAACUAAAGCAAUCAAUACUACCUUUCCUUUACCUGAACAACCAUCUAAUACAAGUGAGACGAUUAGCAAUGAAAAAAGUUUUUUAAAAGAAUUGACUUCAAAAAGAGCUGAAAUAAUGAAGUCUAACCUUAAAAAUAGUGAUUGUAUUGACGGAGCAUUCAUUGAUAGACCAAAAGAACUGAUAAAUCACAUGAGUUUACAAAAUUCAAAUUUCGGACCAAAUGUUAAGUCUGUGAUUAAUAAUUCAAUAGUCAAUCAUAAUAUGAAUUCAUUAAAUCAUAAUAAUUAUGAGUCAAACAAUUUAAUUGCUGCGACUCCUCCUCAUUCUCAACCAAUUAAUAAAGAGAUGCCAAUCAGUAUUACUAAAAGUGUUUCCUCCAAAACAAUCAUUAAUAACGAAACAAACGAACCAACGGUCGACAACAAUCCGGGACUCACUUCUGUAAAAGAUUUAACCUCAAAGUUUGAGAAAAUAAUGGUUACCAAAGAAAUGCUUAUUUCCACUGAAAAUCCUAUUGAAUGCAUCAAAACUAAUGAAUCGCUCAGAAAGGAUAGGAUAGAGUCUAUCCCACCCUUACCUAUACAUAACGGAACGCAUAGGAGUGUACCUAUAAAAACAAAUGACAAAAGAGAACAAUUGUCUUCAUUGAAGCCAUUGAUAGCCGGUUUAGAGAUUAACAAAUGCGACAAUUAUGACAAUUAUCCCGAUGUGAGUCCACUAACGAUCCAAAGUCCAAUUAAUACUCCAAAUUCAGUUAAUAACAGCUUAUCGACUGCCUUUCGGCCCAAUAAACCACCUGAUUAUCAAACAGCUAUGAAAAGGAUAGGUAUGUUAAGACAAGAGAAGCCAGGCCUUAGUAUUGCACAACAACAACAAAGACCUUUUUAUAUGAACGCCAGCGGAAAUAUAGUUCAAGUUAAUUGUGGGCAACAAUUGAGAGCUAUUCCCCAGCAUAUACUGCCAAUACAUACAACAACACCACCGACUCUACAAUCACCUCAGUCUCAGUCACUGCCCAUUCAGUCACAAUUGAAUGACUCGAAAGCUUUGAUUUCAGAACAACAAAAGCAACAGACAGUGAAUACAAUGACUAAUACAAUGUCUAAGACAAUGAAUAACACAACCGAUGAUCUUAAUUGUCAUAACAAUAAGCAAAUGACAAGAAAAAAGAGUGCAUUUAAGAAAAGUGUAUCGUUUUCAGAUCAGGUAGUAUUAGUUGCCUGCGCUGAUGAAGACCAGGAAGAAUAUCUUCCUAACCCUAUACUGGACAACAUAUUAGCCAAACAUAAUAUAUCAUUUGCUCCGCAAAGUCCAUAG
This is a messenger RNA of Oppia nitens, 4839 nucleotides long. RefSeq lists its product as uncharacterized. NCBI's taxonomy places the organism in Eukaryota, Metazoa, Arthropoda, Arachnida, Sarcoptiformes, Oppiidae. The record is from RefSeq and is a predicted model, not a curated record. The transcript has 6 exons. Gene Ontology annotation, biological process: protein deubiquitination. Gene Ontology annotation, molecular function: cysteine-type deubiquitinase activity. The coding region runs from base 1 to 4839 and encodes 1612 amino acids.